Messenger RNA from Ricinus communis (castor bean), 4589 nucleotides. RefSeq names its product phytosulfokine receptor 2. Gene Ontology annotation, molecular function: protein kinase activity; ATP binding; receptor serine/threonine kinase binding. The coding region runs from base 1191 to 4343 and encodes 1050 amino acids. NCBI's taxonomy places the organism in Eukaryota, Viridiplantae, Streptophyta, Magnoliopsida, Malpighiales, Euphorbiaceae. The transcript has a single exon. Gene Ontology annotation, biological process: protein phosphorylation. The record is from RefSeq and is a predicted model, not a curated record.
AAACUACUGCCUCUAUCAGACUUUGUUUUUUCCUUGUCCAAUAAGCACACCAUUAGAUUCUUGAAAGACAGAAAUUAAAUCUUUCCUUUUCACAGCCUUCUUCUCCUUCUUCUUCUUCUUCUUCCUGUAGCUGUGCUCUCUCUCUCUCUCCUUUGAAAAUCUUUUCUUUUUCUUUUUUUCUUUUCUUUAGCUUUUUCUUUUUUUUUUUUUCCUUUUUUAGUUAAAAGGGAGACGUCUAGUUUUGAAAUUAGAGUGAACCCGUUUGUGGAAAAGUCAUUUAAGCAUUUGUGUUGGGUUAACAGGAAGCUUUUACUUGGCUUAUAAGUGAUGUUGUUUCUGUUCCUAGUAAUGCUAGUUUCAGUUUUUUUUUUUUUUUUUCCUUGGAGAGGUUCAUGGUCAUGGGUCUAUCUCUAGAUUGGUAAAGUUUCUUUCUUUGUGAAGCUUUUCGCUAAGUUAUAAUUUAAAGCUUUAAUCUUGGGAUCUGGGUGCAGUUUAUUGUUGCUUAAUUAAGUAAUUGUUGAUUUAUAGGUGGCUUUGGGAUAUGUGUUUGAAGUUUCUUCACUUGGGUGACCCUUUUUUUCUUGCUCUCACACUCACUCCCUUCAAGAAAGAGAGAGACAGUGGUUUUAGUAGUACAACAACAUUUUAAAUAUAGGUUUAAGGGGUUUGUUGAUUUUAGUCAAGGGUUUUGGUUUCAAGUGGGGACUAAGAUCCCAGUUUUCUUCACUAGCUUCACUAAUUUAUUAUUAUUUUUAUUAGUAUUUUAUUUAAAAGGAUCAAGUAUUAUUGCUUCCCUUUCAAGUUGCUAUCUUGGGUGGUCCUCGUUUCCUGAUUCCUAAUUAGGUGUUUUGUACUUGAAGUUUCUUUAUUUGGGAGUUCUUUUUUUUGUGAAAUGGGCAGCUCUUAAUAAAAUCAAUUAAGCUUCUGGGUUUCCUAGUUAGUGUUCUUGAGAUUUGAUUUCUUGUGGGGAUUGGCGAUUCCUAUUAAUUUUACUUCUUUUUGUUUGUUGCUUCAUUUGCAAUUUGCAGCUUGCAAGUUGCUUUGCUUUCUAGAGGUUCUCUGGGAUGUUGGUGUCCAAGAUUCUUCAUUUGGGUUUCUUUUUGAAAAGUGGUGUCUAUCCAAAAAGGAUACCAGCUUCAAUUGGUUGGUUCUGGCUUGAUUUCAGCUGGGGCUAAUCUUUGAUUUCAGUAAUGAUGGUGCUGGGCAUUGCUCCAAUGAGUUUCCUCAAAUGGGUAUUCUUAGCUUGCUUUAUUUAUUCAUCUUUGGGUCUCAAUACCCUGCCUAAAUUUUGUGAUCCAAGUGAUUUUUUGGCACUGAAGGAAUUUGCUGGAAACCUCACAAAUGGAUCCAUUAUCACUGCAUGGUCUGACAAAUCCAAUUGCUGUCACUGGGAUGGUGUUGUAUGUGGAAAUAAUGGCAAUGGUUCGACUGUUAGUAGAGUGACUAUGCUAAUGCUGCCAAGAAAGGGUCUCAAGGGGAUAAUCUCGCGCUCUUUGGGUCGUUUGGAUCAGCUGAAGUCACUUGAUCUCUCUUGCAAUCAUCUCCAGGGUGAAAUGCCUAUGGAUUUCUCGAGGCUGAAGCAGUUGGAGGUUCUUGAUUUGAGCCAUAACAUGCUAUCAGGACAGGUUUCAGGGGUGCUAUCUGGUUUGUCAUCUCUUCAGUCAUUCAAUAUUUCUAGCAAUCUGUUCAAAGAGGAUGUGUCUGAACUUGGGGGAUUUCCUAAUGUAGUUGUGUUCAACAUGAGCAACAACUCAUUCACUGGCCAAAUACCUUCUCAUUUUUGCAGUUCCUCGAGUGGAAUUCAGGUUCUUGAUUUAUCAAUGAACCAUCUUGUGGGCAGUCUUGAAGGCUUAUACAAUUGCAGCAAAUCUCUUCAGCAAUUGCAGUUAGAUUCCAAUUCACUUUCAGGUUCCCUUCCAGAUUACUUGUAUUCAAUGUCAUCUCUGCAGCAAUUUUCAAUCUCCAACAACAAUUUCUCUGGCCAGUUAAGCAAAGAAUUAAGUAAGCUUUCUAGCCUUAAAACCUUGGUUAUUUAUGGAAACCGGUUUUCAGGCCAUAUUCCCGAUGUGUUUGAUAACCUUACACAGCUAGAACAAUUUGUUGCUCAUUCCAAUUUGUUGUCUGGGCCAUUGCCUUCUACACUGGCACUUUGCUCAGAGCUUUGCAUACUUGACCUUAGAAACAACUCCUUAACUGGUCCAAUCAAUCUUAAUUUCACUGCAAUGCCUAGACUUUCUACUCUUGAUCUUGCCACUAAUCAUUUGUCUGGCCAACUUCCAAAUUCUCUAUCUGAUUGCCGUGAAUUGAAAAUUUUGAGCCUGGCUAAAAAUGAGUUGUCUGGCCAUAUCCCUAAGAGUUUUGCAAACCUCACAUCCCUCUUGGUUCUCACUUUGUCAAACAAUAGUUUUACAGACCUCUCAGGAGCUUUAUCUGUAAUGCAAGAAUGUAAAAAUCUCACCACCCUUAUCCUCACAAAGAAUUUUGUUGGUGAGGAAAUUCCCAGAAAUGUAAGUGGGUUUCAGAGUUUGAUGGUCUUGGCACUUGGCAAUUGUGCUCUGAGGGGCCAGAUCCCAGAUUGGUUAUUAAACUGCAGGAAGUUAGAGGUUCUUGAUUUAUCAUGGAAUCAUUUAGAUGGUAAUGUCCCUCCGUGGAUUGGUCAGAUGGAGAAUUUAUUCUACUUGGACUUCUCAAAUAACUCUCUCACUGGAGGGAUCCCAAAAAGCUUGACUGAGCUAAAGAGCCUUAUUUAUAUGAAUUGCAGUUCAUACAAUCUCACUUCUGCUAUCAUUCCAUUAUAUGUGAAGAGAAACAGGAGUGCUAACGGUUUGCAAUAUAACCAGGCCUCAAGCUUCCCUCCUUCAAUAUUAUUGAGCAACAACAGGAUAAGUGGGAAAAUUUGGCCUGAAAUUGGACAGUUGAAAGAGCUCCAUGUCUUAGACCUGAGCAGGAAUGAAUUAACUGGGAUAAUACCUAGUUCCAUCUCAGAAAUGGAGAACUUGGAAGUUUUGGAUUUGUCAUCCAAUGGUCUAUAUGGAUCAAUUCCUCCAUCGUUCGAGAAGCUGACAUUUUUAUCAAGAUUUAGCGUGGCUAAUAAUCACUUGAAGGGGCAAAUUCCAACUGGAGGACAGUUCUCUAGCUUUCCGACUUCAAGCUUUGAGGGUAACUUGGGACUUUGUGGAGGAAUAGUUUCGCCCUGCAAUGUCAUUACAAAUAUGCUGAAGCCUGGUAUUCAAUCUGGCUCAAACAGUGCGUUUGGUCGAGCAAACAUCCUGGGGAUAACAAUCACCAUAGGAGUUGGGCUUGCACUGAUCCUUGCAAUUGUUUUGCUUAAGAUUUCAAGGAGGGAUUAUGUGGGAGAUCCAUUUGAUGAUUUGGAUGAGGAAGUCAGCCGGCCCCACAGAUUAUCUGAAGCUCUUGGGUCUUCCAAGUUGGUGCUAUUUCAGAAUUCAGAUUGCAAGGAUCUCACAGUUGCGGACUUGUUGAAGGCGACAAAUAAUUUCAACCAAGCAAACAUCAUUGGUUGUGGUGGAUUUGGGCUGGUUUACAAGGCCAGCCUUCCCAAUGGUGCCAAAGCUGCAAUUAAGAGGCUAUCUGGAGACUGUGGUCAGAUGGAACGAGAAUUUCGUGCUGAAGUGGAAGCACUUUCGAGGGCUCAACACAAGAACCUGGUUUCUCUUCAAGGUUAUUGCCGACACGGUAAUGACAGAUUGUUGAUUUACUCAUACAUGGAAAAUGGAAGCUUGGAUUACUGGCUACAUGAGUGUGCUGAUGGGGCCUCAUUUCUUAAAUGGGAAGUAAGACUCAAGAUAGCCCAAGGCGCAGCAUCUGGGUUAGCUUACCUGCACAAAGUCUGUGAGCCUCAUAUAGUUCAUCGAGACGUGAAAUCCAGUAACAUACUUUUAGAUGAAAAAUUUGAAGCACACUUGGCUGAUUUUGGCCUUUCAAGACUACUUCGGCCUUAUGAUACUCAUGUUACAACUGAUUUGGUUGGCACUUUAGGUUAUAUUCCUCCUGAAUAUAGUCAAACACUGACCGCAACCUGCAGGGGAGAUGUUUACAGUUUUGGUGUUGUUCUUCUUGAGCUUCUUACUGGCAGAAGGCCAGUGGAAGUUUGCAAAGGAAAAAACUGCAGGGAUUUAGUUUCCUGGAUGUUUCAGAUGAAGUAUGAAAAAAGAGAGACAGAGAUCAUAGACUCAUCAAUUUGGAAUAAAGAUCUCGAGAAGCAGCUGUCUGAAAUGCUUGAAAUUGCAUGCAGAUGCUUAGACCAGGAUCCGCGGCGGAGGCCUCUAAUUGAUGAGGUUGUUUCAUGGCUUGAUGGUAUUGGAAUUCAAGGUGCUCAGUAAAUUUGAUUUCUGCAAAUUUGUUCUUGGUGAUUAGUUUCAAUUGGGUUGGAAAUGGGAAGGUAUACCUGUAAAGCAAACACUAUUUCAAGUUUCUGAAAGGCUGGAGCAACUCUUGACCAAGUGAUUUUGGUUUCCUUUUUUUUUUAUUCCCAUGAAAACAAUCUUUACUGUUGUAUACUAACAAUUGAGCUGUGUAUAAAUAGGCUGUUUUGGCCAUUAAUAUAUCAGAAAUAACUUUGUUUUCCA